CCUUGGCAAAUCUGUCAGACGGUUCAAGCUCCAGCUUGACAGCCUGUCUGCUUUCUGCAUCGGCCUUCCCCAUUCCGCAGAUGUCACGGCAUCAAUCCAUAUGCAUUGUAGUACUUGAGGCUCGUCUAGCUCAAUGGUGAGCCAUACAGCUGGCACACACUAACUCCUUCAGCCCUCGCCUGGUACAAGGAUCUUGAGAAACGGACAGACAUCGCCAAAUUGGGCAUUACAAGAAUCGCUGGUCAGGGCAUCCUCCAUGCUCCGAUACACUUCGCCUUUCUUCUGCGCUUGACAGCAUUGCCCCGAUCCUCGCAAGUCCCGGCCGCUAGCGCGCGAGGCCCACAACAGUGCGAGGGUAUAAAGGAGGGGACGCUCAGGACGCUGGCUACCUACCCUCCCCUCCUUGCCAUCCUCUUAUCCUCAUGGCGAUUCUCGAGCUCUUCGCCACCUCUGGCUUCGACGAAGCCGCAAAUCUUGAAGCUGCCAAAGACGCCCUCAACGGCAUCGGCGAGCGUCUUGCACUAGUGUACGCAGGUGAACAAAUUGAGAAUCCCGCUUACGUGCAUUGGGCCCUGCAAUGGACCUCCCUCGCCGGCCGCGACUCCUCCGUCCAAGAUGGGACCUACAAGCGCCUCCUCAACGCCGCGGGAUCCACUCUGCUCCGUGACCCCGUCGUCGUCACCCUAAAGGCGAACCAGCGCGACACGCUCGCUAGCAUCCUACGUACUCCUGUGCCUGAGUUCGCGGCCACCAGAAUGAAGAGCGUGGCCGAGCGCGCGGAGGCGCGGCAGACACUUGACGAACUGCUCGCUGGGGCACACGAGCGCGCGACGCAGGGCGAGCUAGCGUUGACGGCGGUCGAUGACGAGGAUGUCAUCGUCUAUGUGGUCGGUUGGAAUUCGCUGGACGAUUACAAGGCGGAACGAGUGAAGCCAUCGCAGAAAGCCAAGGCUGAAGAGGCGUUGACGCGGAUGGAGCCAGGAUACAAGUCGCAUUGCUGGCCAGCUAGGUCCCUGUUGUGGCCCGAGCGCGAGUGGUACGCAUGCUUCGCACCCGACCUGAAUGCAGGGGAGCAGGCGUGA
Schizophyllum commune H4-8 is the source of this 1082-nucleotide messenger RNA. RefSeq lists its product as uncharacterized. The coding region runs from base 423 to 1082 and encodes 219 amino acids. NCBI's taxonomy places the organism in Eukaryota, Fungi, Basidiomycota, Agaricomycetes, Agaricales, Schizophyllaceae. The transcript is spliced from 6 exons. The record is from RefSeq and is a predicted model, not a curated record.